AAAGUAUCCAAAAAGCUGCAACAAAAUGUCUCUUGCGGAUGAACUGUUGGCCGAUCUGGAGGAUGACAACGAUGAAGAGAUGGAGGAGGGGGUAGACACCAUCAAGGAGGAACCGAAGGCGCCAGCCGGCGAUGGUGACGAAGAGGACGCUGACUCGGGCGGUGAAGAAGAUGCCGUCAUUUACGAUCUUAAAGAUGAACCGAUGGAAAUCAACCUGGCCGUGGCAUCGAUACGGGAAAUCUGCAAACUGCGCGACUCGGACCGGCUGUCCAACGUGCUGUCGCAGAUCGAAAAGUACGCCAAGAACCCCCGCACAACGACGGAGAUGGUGGGCAACGUGGAGUCGGACCCGGAGUAUCAGCUCAUCGUGGAGGCGAACAACAUUGCGGUUGAUAUUGAUAAUGAAAUAUCCACGAUCCAUAAGUUCGUCAAGGACAAGUAUCAGAAGCGCUUUCCCGAGCUGGAUUCACUCAUCAUGGCGGAAAUGGACUACAUUCGCAGUGUGCGCGAGUUGGGCAAUGAUCUAGAUCAGGCGAAAAACAACGAGCGUCUGCAGGAAAUCAUUACUCAGGCGACGAUUAUGAUCGUUUCCGUGACGGCGUCCACCACACAGGGAGUGAAGCUAGAGAAGCACGAGCUGGAGCAGAUCAACGAGGCGUGUGAUAUGGCGGUCGAGCUGAACGAUUUCAAGAGCAAAAUCUUUGAGUACGUCGAAAGCCGAAUGACCUUUAUCGCUCCCAACAUGUCGAUGAUCGUGGGAGCGUCGACGGCUGCGAAGUUGGUCGGAUUGGCGGGUGGGCUGACGAAGCUGUCGAAAAUGCCGGCCUGCAACGUGCAGGUGCUGGGCGCACAGAAGAAAACACUAUCUGGUUUCUCCAAAGUGGCAAUGUUACCGCACACGGGCUACGUGUACUAUUGCGACAUCGUGCAAGAUACGCCGCCCGAUCUGCGCCGCAAAGCGGCACGCCUUGUCGCAGCCAAGUGUACGCUGGCGGCGCGUGUCGACGCGUCGCACGAAAGCCAUCUGGGCGAGAUCGGGCAGCGGUUCCGGGAGGACAUCGAGAAGAAGCUGGACAAGCUGCAGGAACCGCCGCCGGUGAAGUUUAUCAAACCGCUGCCGAAACCGAUCGAGGGAGGCAAAAAGAAGCGUGGCGGUAAGCGGGUGCGGAAGAUGAAGGAACGCUAUGCGAUUACCGAGUUCCGCAAGCAGGCCAACCGAAUGAACUUUGGUGAUAUUGAGGAGGAUGCGUACCAGGAGGAUCUCGGCUACACGCGCGGAACGAUCGGCAAAACCGGCACGGGCCGCAUCCGUUUGCCGCAGAUCGACGAAAAGACCAAGGUGCGCAUUAGCAAAACGCUGCAGAAGAAUCUGCAGAAGCAGCAGCAGGUUUGGGGCGGCAGCACGACGGUCAAGAAACACAUUUCCGGUACGGCGUCGAGCGUUGCCUUUACGCCGUUGCAGGGGCUGGAAAUUGUGAACCCCCAGGCGGCCGAAAAGUCGACCAGCGAAUCGGGGGCAAAGUAUUUCUCCAACACGUCCGGUUUCCUGUCCGUUGGCAAGAAAACAACGUAGAGACGGGGCAGUUGGUUGGUGUGAUGUAGGAGAAUGUUGUUAGCGGAAGGACGGACAAAACAUUGCAUACCAAAAGGAGGGCUAGAGAUAGACAAAUUGCUCUUGGAACUUGAAUAGUUGACCAAGAUGCAGAAUAUCGUCUUUGUUUAAAACAUUCGUAGGAAAAUUACUACCGAGUCCAGAUUUAAAUGAUAAGAAAUCAUCAGAAAAGAGGGAAUUUUACCAAUAAGCAGAAUAAAUCAGACAACUAUUGAA
This is a messenger RNA of Anopheles gambiae (African malaria mosquito), 1828 nucleotides long. RefSeq names its product U4/U6 small nuclear ribonucleoprotein Prp31 (gene Prp31). The record is from RefSeq and is a predicted model, not a curated record. Lineage: Eukaryota; Metazoa; Arthropoda; Insecta; Diptera; Culicidae. The transcript is spliced from 5 exons. Gene Ontology annotation, cellular component: U4/U6 x U5 tri-snRNP complex; U4 snRNP; precatalytic spliceosome. Gene Ontology annotation, biological process: mRNA splicing, via spliceosome; spliceosomal tri-snRNP complex assembly. The coding region runs from base 26 to 1573 and encodes 515 amino acids.